Knipowitschia caucasica is the source of this 561-nucleotide messenger RNA. NCBI's taxonomy places the organism in Eukaryota, Metazoa, Chordata, Actinopteri, Gobiiformes, Gobiidae. The record is from the annotation of a GenBank genome assembly.
AUGCGGGCAGACUGUGGUGAGCUCCCGGUGGUCCAGGCAGACGACCCCGGGGUCCUGGAGCCCGUGAGGCCGCUGAGUCUGGAGGAUCUGUCGCUGUACACCUCACCGGAGCCACGGGACAACUCUACCCGGGGGGAAGCGCUUGCAGCCGGGCAGAUAGAGCGGACUGUCGCCUCUCUGCGGAGCUCCGUGGAGCCGUUCACCUCCUGGUGUCAGAGCUCGUACGCUCGAAUCAAGCCCAAGAUCCAAAAUGGCGUCCGUGCGGGGACUGAGGCGUACAGCUUCCUGCUCAACCCGCCCUCACACUUCUACCCUCGGGUCGCGGUGGUGGGUUUCAGUGGGAUCCUGGGGCUGUUGGCCUCUCGUGGAGCCAGAGUGAAGAGGGUGCUGUACCCCGCUGGCCUCAUGACCUUCACCACCGCACUGUACUAUCCAGAGAGCGCCGCCCUGGUGGUCAAAACAGGCGUUGAGAGGGCGUACGGCGGCGCGGUGCAGAGCUACGCCGCCGUGGAGAAGAUUCUCAAACAGGAGCCAAAGAAAGAGAGCGGAAACAAGCCAUGA